CGCUGCCCCUCCCCCGGAAGUGCGUCACAAGGUCACCAGCCAAACAGGUCACUCGCAGCGCAGGCACGAUGGUGGCCUCCUUGUGUCAGUAUUACCAGCUGUGUGUGAGGAGAGGUUGUGUGCUGUUUGCCACUCGUCAGUGUGCAUCGUUAUAUGACAGAUCUCAUGUCUAUAGGAUAUGUGGCUCCACCGCCAGUGCAGCACAGGUGCGGUUCAUGUCUGGCGGUCGGAAAGGAUUCCUGGGCGAGUUUCUGGACAAUCUGAAGCAGGAACUGAGCAAGAACAAAGAGAUGACAGAGAACAUCAAGAAAUUUCGAGAAGAAGCCAAAAAGCUGGAAGAAUCAGAAGCCCUGAAACAGGCCAGGAGGAAAUAUAAAACCAUCGAGUCGGAAACCGUUAAAACGUCUGAAGUUUUGAAGAAAACUCUCGGCACACUAUCAGACACCGUGAAGGAGGGUUUGGAAGAGGUGGGUCGCUCGGACAUCGGAAAGAAAAUUAAAGAAGGAGUGGAAGAAGCUACCAAAACCGCCAAGCAUUCGGCUGAGACGGUGUCCAAGAGUGGAGAGAAAUUCGGAAAGACCGGAGCGUUUCGGGCGAUCUCACAGGGCGUAGAGAGCGUUAAGAAAGAGAUCGGUGAUCUUGGACAGACCGGCCCGUAUCGACCGCCCACCACGCUGAGAAAGAGAAGCGACUUCUCAUCGAAAGCAGGAGGCAGUGACACCAAAGUCUACGAGGCCAAUGAGGAAGCGAUGGGUGUUGUGCUACACAAGGACUCCAAGUGGUACCAGCAAUGGAAGGAAUUCAAGGACAACAAUGUUGUUUUCAACAGAUUUUUUGAGAUGAAGAUGAAGUAUGACGAGAGCGACAAUGCCUUGAUCAGAGCGUCCCGCGCCGUCACAGACAAGAUGACCGACAUCAUUGGUGGGCUGUUCUCCAAAACAGAGAUGUCUGAGGUUCUGACAGAGAUCCUGAAGGUGGAUCCGAAUUUCGACAAGGAUUCCUUCCUCAAACAGUGUGAAAGAGACAUUAUUCCCAAUGUCCUAGAGGCCAUGAUUCAAGGAGAACUGGACGUGCUCAGAGAUUGGUGUUAUGAGGCUACAUACAGUCAGUUGGCUCACCCAAUCCAGCAGGCAAAGGCAAUGGGUCUACAGUUCAACUCCAAGAUACUAGACAUUGAUAAUAUUGAUUUGGCGAUGGGGAAGAUGAUGGAGCAAGGCCCCGUGCUCAUAAUCACUUUUCAAGCUCAACUGGUGAUGGUCAUUCGCAACGUGAAGGGUGAAGUCGUGGAGGGAAAUCCGGAAAAGGUUCUCAGGAUGAUGUACGUGUGGGCACUGUGCCGGGACCAGGAAGAGCUGAACCCGUACGCCGCCUGGAGACUAUUAGACAUCUCUGCUUCCAGCACUGAACAAAUCCUCUGAAAGGGAUGCUGAGAAACCCCAGGGGACUUGAGGAAGGGGUUACAGGGGGGGGUGUGACUCAGCCAGGGGGUGUGGCCUCACACAUCAUCUUGUUUUACAUAACCCCGACCCCAUUGGUGGUUACUUCCAGAGCUCACCGAAGAACCCUGACUUGACCGCAGGGUUGUUCGGGCCGACCACACUGACACGGGUUGGAAGCACGCCACUGGACCGAAACCCCAUCAGUCAUACUAAGAAAAGACUCAUGUUGUGUUUGUAUCAUCUGUCUAACUGUCCUGAAAGGAAUGUCAUGUUGAGUGUUUACCCAGUGCCAUCUAAAUGGUCAAAGUCUGCAAAGCUAUCACUAAUAUAAUAAUUAUAAUAAAAGUACUUAAUUUUUUC
Molecule: messenger RNA, 1799 nt
Organism: Xyrauchen texanus (razorback sucker)
Lineage: Eukaryota; Metazoa; Chordata; Actinopteri; Cypriniformes; Catostomidae
Gene: timm44
Product: translocase of inner mitochondrial membrane 44 homolog (yeast)
Exons: 13
Coding region: 69-1418 (449 amino acids)
Biological process (GO): protein import into mitochondrial matrix
Cellular component (GO): mitochondrial inner membrane
Molecular function (GO): protein-folding chaperone binding
Source: RefSeq, a predicted model, not a curated record